UUUUGCCAUUAAAAAUCCUCGCUCUUCAAAAUUCAAUUUUCAACAUAUCUUCAAAUUACGCUAAUCUCUACAAGAAAUGCUGGUCUACUGAUCCGAACCGGCGUCCAAUACUGAGUGAUAUAUUAAGGAAGCUCAAGAAAUUAUUAGUUGAAAUAACCAUUGAGUUUAUUACAAAUGAAGUCAAUCAACAACCGCUUGAAUAUCCUGAUAAAGAUAAUAAUUUAAAUGAAUAUGAUGAGCAUUGCAUCGAAUGUGAGAAUGCCCUGACGAGUGGUUUGGUCCUUAAUAAUAUACUGCUAAAUGAAAGUUCCUUUAGUGUUCCUAAAUUAAUGUCUCAAAGUCCCGAUGAUCUCAG
Dentiscutata heterogama is the source of this 355-nucleotide messenger RNA. NCBI's taxonomy places the organism in Eukaryota, Fungi, Glomeromycota, Glomeromycetes, Diversisporales, Gigasporaceae. The record is from the annotation of a GenBank genome assembly.